Molecule: messenger RNA, 435 nt
Organism: Funneliformis caledonium
Lineage: Eukaryota; Fungi; Glomeromycota; Glomeromycetes; Glomerales; Glomeraceae
Source: the annotation of a GenBank genome assembly
AUGUCUACGCCUUUAGAUAUCGAUAAUGUAUCUCGAUGGACAUUAGAUGGUUUCAAAUUCCUGCAAAAGCUUUUUGGCGAAAAGUAUAUAAUUGGAUAUCAUUUUGAUCCUGAUACAUCACCAAGUACCUCAGUUUUACCCAAGAGAUUCAACUUAUCUUUUGAUUAUGUUCUAUCACUUCUUAGUAAUAGCAGUCGAGAUGGAUUUGAUGCAAAAAAAUUUCAUGAGUUAUGUGACAACAAAGGUUCAACUAUCAUGAUUUCAAAAUUGAAAGAAAAUGCUAAAUUAUUUGGUAGAUACAAUCCAUUAAAUUGGAGACCUUAUGACGGUAUUAAAGAUCUUACUAGGCGUGAUAAGUGGAGUGGGGAUUUACAUGAUAGUUUUUAUUUUCUUUUACAAGUAAAUAAUAUAUUAAUUCAGGGUACAUUGCAUUGA